ACCUCUCGACCCCAUCUUUGUUGUAGAUUUCUCUUGCUUUAGUUUCCUUUCUCAGCCCCGCUGUGAACGUUCUCGGGACCUGAUCGACUUUGCCGGCUGGCACCAGCAGGUGGCGCCCGAACAGGGACUCGGGAAUCGGAGCGCGACGAUGGCCGCUGCCCGCCAAGAUUGAGUUGGAAAAGCCAUUAAGCAAGAACGAGGAUCCCGAGGUUUCAGGUCUUCAGACGCUUAUUGGAUUCAGGCCAUUGAUAAGCAGCGCCCUGAACUUCUACUGUAUAUUCAAGAAAAGCCCUUUAAAGGAUAUGCUGAUCAUGACAAUGGUUGGAGCCUAUACAUUCCUGGAGUAACGAAAGAAUCUGGAAUUCCUCAACGUCGUAAUGGAACUGGUCCUUUAGAUAUCCCUUUCUGCGACUUUGGAACAAGGGGAAGAGUCACUGCUGCACCAUGGAAACUGUGUCGAGAUGGAACUGCUACGGUUUAUAACAUAUUUGGGACAAAUGAGUCAUUGUGGGACUGGUCUCCAGACUCGGCCCAAAACCCUGGAGCUCAGGACAAUAGGAACUUUGCAUCCCGUAUUUGGAACUUGGGUGGCUCUAAAGUGUUCCAAACAGAAAUCUGGAAAUUAGCUGCUGCCCUUGGAUGUGAGGGUUCCUACCUUCAGGUGGGAUCGAAAGUGAGACACGGUUAUUUAUGGAAUCUCACCAUGAGGUACCCUCUUGCAUGUGUGCCUCACCCUUAUGCUUUACUAGUAGGAUCUGUAAACAUACAACCUGGGUUACGAAAUUAUGAUGUAACUUGUAACAAUUGUACCUUGAUUAACUGCAUUAGGGGAAUUACUAAUCAAACUAGGGUUCUAGUCUUAAGACAGCCUGCUUUUGUUAUGGUUCCUGUAAAGAUUAAUGGGUCUUGGUAUGAUGAAAGAGGACUUGAACUUUGGAGAAAAGUAGAGGCUGCUUUAAUGCGUUAUCAUAGGGGAAUAGGGUUAAUAAUUCUGGGAUUUGUAGCUUUGGUAACCCUUAUUGCUUCCUCGAUUACUGCAGCCCUGACCCUGGUACAAUCAGUGCAAACUGCAACUUUUGUUAAUAAUCUGGCACAAAAUGUAUCCAUUACCCUGGGGACUCAAGAAAAUAUUGACAAAAAGCUAGAGGAUCGAUUAAAUGCCCUUUAUGAUGAUGUAAAAGUUUUAGGUGAAGAGAUUCAAAGUAUAAAGUUGAGAUUACGGGUACAAUGUCAUGCAGAUUUUCGAUGGAUCUGUGUUACCCCCCAAAAAUAUAAUGGUAGUAUAACUGCUUGGGAUAAUGUGAAAGCUCAUUUAGAAGGUAUUUGGCAUAAUGAAAAUAUUUCCUUAGAUCUGCUGCAUCUACAUCAGGAAAUAAUGAACAUUGAAAAUGCACCUAGACCUGAUUUGGAUGUUGCAAAAAGAGCUGAGUCUUUUGUUAAAGAACUUUUUCGACAUGUACCUACUGUCAAUAGUAUUUGGUACUUGGGAGUGGCCAUAGGAGGACUAUUCUUAAUAAUUUUAACUGUUUUAUUUCUUGCACCUUGUUUAAUUAAAAAACUGAUUGAUGAUCUAUGGAUGAUAAAGGCUUCCAUCUAUGGAAAUGGUCUGUGGUUAAAGGAACAUAAGCGUGUGCCUAUAUAAAAAGAAAGGGGGAGAUGCGGGGAGCUGCCCGUGAAAACGGGGUCCUUUGUCCGAAGCACACAGCUCUGGGAGCUGCCUCAGUCCUUGAGGGUUUGCUUGCAAACAUAGCUCUCUG
This is a messenger RNA of Bubalus bubalis (water buffalo), 1757 nucleotides long. Its product is annotated as endogenous retrovirus group K member 13-1 Env polyprotein-like. Bases 704 to 1642 code for a protein of 312 amino acids. NCBI's taxonomy places the organism in Eukaryota, Metazoa, Chordata, Mammalia, Artiodactyla, Bovidae. Gene Ontology annotation, molecular function: structural molecule activity. The transcript is spliced from 3 exons. The record is from RefSeq and is a predicted model, not a curated record.